This is a messenger RNA of Papaver somniferum (opium poppy), 1944 nucleotides long. RefSeq lists its product as uncharacterized. Bases 1 to 1944 code for a protein of 647 amino acids. NCBI's taxonomy places the organism in Eukaryota, Viridiplantae, Streptophyta, Magnoliopsida, Ranunculales, Papaveraceae. The record is from RefSeq and is a predicted model, not a curated record. The transcript has 2 exons.
AUGAGAGGUGACCGUCGGGAAGAAAACGGAGGGAACCUGAACCAAGAAGUCCUAUAUGAGCUGAGAGAUAUGAGGACAUUGAUAAACAAUUCGCGAAGAGGCGGCAAAGUGCAGCUGGCAGAAGCAAUAGAAGAGGCCAAUAAAUCCCCAUUUACGUAUGAGAUAAUGUAUGCUGACAUCCCAGAAAAAUGUGUAUUUCCAACGCUUCCGAGCAUAUUCAGCGGAUCCAAAAGUGUUGUGCAGCACUUGAAACAAUACACUCUUUCGUUGAUGCAAUGGGGACGAAAUGAUGCGGUGCUUUAUCGAUAUUUCCCCGCGAGCUUAGCUGGGGAAGCAUUGGUUUGGUUCGACGGGCUACCAGAAAGAUCAAUUUCAUCCUUCAAAGACUUACAGAGAAUAUUCCUGACCACUUACAUUACUAACAACAUGUUGAGGACGCGGAUUGAGACUCUAUUCAAUUUAAGGAGGAGACCCAUGAAAAGCCUACGAGGAUUGGUGACGAGAUGGUGGAUGGUAUGCAGCGAGCUUGCAGGAAGAGUUGACGAGAAAAAUUUCAUCCUAGCUUUCGUGAACGCGUUAAUCCCAACUGAUCUGUUGUACACUAAAAUAUUCAUUAUUUGCAACUCCUUAAUCAUGAAUGAAUUGAAAGAGUACCAAGAGGAUUACAUAGCGCUGGAAGAAAAGCAGAGGCAGGUCAGCAAAGCAAUACCAAUUCCAGCAAAGGAAGGGAAUUCGAGACUAUUACCAAGGGAAAUUCAUGUCGUGGAGAAUGAUCCAAAAUAUAAGGGAGAGCCAUCAACUCCGGUCCCAGUGAAGUUAGUAGUUGUAUCAAGUGGAGAUCAAGAGUGGAUCGAUCAACAAAGAUAUGAGGAGUCAAGACGAAGGAAUUAUGAGCCACGAAGCUACAACACGGGAUAUCAACAAAGAAACAAUCAAGGGACCAGAUUUGGAGAGCGAAGACCAGGAGCACCAUCUUUUGAAGACAUAAAUCUCCCUAAGAUUAACACAACUGUGGAAAAGGUAUGGGAGGCAAUAGUAUUAACAGAGGAGAUCCCACCACCACCUAAUUUGGGAAGAGAACCACCACCAGGAACUAGGAGUCAUGAGUUCUGCAGAUAUCACCGCUUUCAUGGGCAUCAUACUAAUGAUUGUCGAAACAUUCGGCGAAUUAUACUUCGUCUGAUAGAGCAGGGAAAACUUGCACAUUUCUUAGAAAAUUAUGUACCACCACCACCACAACCUGCAAGGAGCAUCCAAAAUUUCCAUGACAAAAUACUCAAGAGAGUACAUAAGAGGGACUUCGAAGGAAACGAAAUAUUCAGCAUCAAUACGAAGGAACCAUUGGAGGAAUGGCAGAAAAGAGAGAUAACGUUCUCAGCAAAGGAUGUACCUGAAGGAGGAAAUUCGUACACAAACCCUUUGGUUAUAACCCUGAAUUUUUGGAAAUACUCAAGAUGGGAAGAAGAUCCAGCCGGGAAGGCAAAAAUCUGGGCAAUUGACAAAAUCUUGGUGGAUACGGGGAGCUCGGUUGAUAUACUCGUUUAUCAUACAUUUAAAACCAUGGGAUACAAGGACUCGGAUCUCGUGACAUCGACGUAUAACAUAUAUGGGUUUAACGGAGUUGCAUCUAAGCCAAAGGGAGAAUUAGUUGUAAAGAUUUUUGCUGGCGAGCUGGAAACGAAAGUCACAGUCUGCGUGAUAGAUAUAGACUCACCUUACAAUGCUCUUAUCGUAAGACCAUGGAUACACGGGAUAAAAGGGAUUGCAUCUACAUAUCAGCAGGCCAUACGGUUUCCUAUGCCAAGUGGAAUCGGCGAGAUAAGGGGAGAUCUUAAAGACGCGCAAGAUUGUAUUAAAAAGGAUGUCCAUAACUGUGAAGAGAAAAUAAGGAAGAAAAUAGAGCAAAAAGGAAGGCCUGCGAAGAAAGAAGAGCAGAGCGGUUGA